GUAGAGGUGAGGCGUUAUGGGUCGGGUGAGGUAGGAGCAUGGGUAGUAGAUAGCGAUCGUGUGUAUGGGCAUUGGCAAGGCAAGCAUGCAAAGCUAGGAGUGCGCACAAGCACUGGUGAGGGGCCGAGGCGCACCGAGGGCGAAGGCGUGCUUGGUGGGAGGAGGGUUGUGAGUGAGAGAGGGCGAGUAGGCGUGCUUGGGGGGAGAAAG
Molecule: messenger RNA, 210 nt
Organism: Dovyalis caffra
Lineage: Eukaryota; Viridiplantae; Streptophyta; Magnoliopsida; Malpighiales; Salicaceae
Source: the annotation of a GenBank genome assembly